GCGAGCGGGCAGAGGUGCGGCGCGCGGCCCCCUAGCGCGCCAACGCGGUCCCCGCCGGAGCCGCUGCGUCCCACCGUGCGGCCCUCAUCCUUCCUCUUGACCCGACAUCCCGCCGGCUCCAGGAUGGGCGCGCGCGCUUCGGGAGGACCCCGGGCCCGGACUGGAUUCCUGCUGCUGCUGCUGCUGCUCGGGCUGGUGGCCCCGGGCGCGCAGGGGGCGCGGAGCCGCGGCGGCACCGAAAAGAACAGCUACCGCCGCACGGUCAACACCUUCUCGCAGAGCGUCAGCAGCCUGUUCGGCGAGGACAACGUGCGCGCCGCUCAGAAGUUCCUGACAAGGCUGACUGAGAGGUUCGUGCUGGGAGUGGACAUGUUUGUGGAAACCGUGUGGAAAGUUUGGGCAGAGCUCUUGGAAGUUCUUGGACUCGACGUCUCGAACCUGUCCCAGUACUUCAACCCCAGCUCGGUGGCCAACAGCCCUGCCCGAGCCCUCCUGCUGGUAGGCGUCGUCCUCCUGGCCUACUGGUUCCUGUCUCUGACCCUGGGCUUCACCUUCAGUGCCCUGCACCUGGUGUUCGGCCGCUUCUUCUGGGUGGUGCGAGUCAUUCUGUUCUCCAUGUCCUGCGUGUACAUCCUUCACAAAUACGAGGGCGAGCCUGAGAAUGCCGUGCUGCCCUUGUGUUUCGUGGUGGCCAUCUACUUCAUGACCGGGCCCAUGGGCUUCUACUGGCGAGGCAGCCCCAGUGGCCCCAGCGUGGAGGAGAAGCUGGAACAACUGGAGAACCAGGUCAGACUGCUCAACAUCCGCCUCACCCGUGUGCUGGAGAGUCUUGACCGCCCCAACAGCAAGUGACAACCAGCCAGCCGGCCGGCUCCCCCCCCACCAGCGCCCUCUCUCCGGAAACAAAAAAGAAGAAGAAAAAAAAGAACGCCAAACCCCAAACAAUCUUAAUAAACAUGCCUGAGCAAGAGAGGGGCGCUUUGUGAGGGUGUUUCCGGCCACGUGUCAACUCUUAGGACAUCUUCCGGGAGGAAUUGACAAGAUCAUUGAUAUAGGACUACCCACCAAGUGUCAUUAGUGGAAAAAAAUAUUUUUUAAACAAAGGAUAUAACCAUAUUAGCUGUACAGUAAGAGAAGUUUAUCUGUGCAUAGAGCAUAAAGUUAAUUUUUUCAAGCAUUUAAAUACAUCUUUUGUAAGGUUUUUUAAUAAAGGCAGAUCGAGUUGAGCUUAUUAAAACUUUACACAGAGGGGAAGAAAUUGCUAAUUCGACCUUUUGGAAAAGUUUCAAGGCAAGUGUUUGCUUUUGCAGCACGGGGAUUGGUGGUUGAGGUCUGUGUGCGUUCUUUUCAUGUUCCAAAGCUGUGACCUUCAUUUCAUGUUGUUUUUGGUUGAUGUUGAUUUGAUGAAUUGUGUUGCUUCUGAAUGUGGACUGUUGGGUUUCAAGGUUGAAACUCAAUGUCUUUGAGAUCCUAGAUGAUCCAACCAAGCCCCCAUCAAUCAGAUUUCUAAAUGAAGAAAUCAUUAUUUGUAGAAAACCUAAGAUUCUCUCCCCCUUCUGUACUUUGAUGUAUUUUAACCUCCACAUUUUCUAAAGGAAAAUUCAAGAACCAGGCAAAGGAAUAUCGUUGGAGUUUGAUACCAAGAACUGCCUGAGCAAGCACUGAAGCUCAUCAGGUAUCUAAUUUGAGUCCUAAUUUUACCAUUGGCCAGCUAGGGGGAUAUAGGAAAGCUACACUCUCCAGGGUGUUUCGUAUACUUAUUUCAUUUUGGUUUUUGGUUGACUCAGGACUAAAGGAAAGGAAAACCAACCAUAGCAGCUAAUAACCUUUCAAGUCUGUUGCUGCUUAUAAAGCAUUCUCAGGAACAAUAAGCAGACACCCGCCAGACUUGGAAAAGAUCUGAUUUAUUUUAUCUGAAAUUUUUACAAUAUAUGUGUUAGGUGCUUUUGGUUUGGAAUCUGUGGUGGCUUCAUUUUCAGUGGUCUCUAGGGGUGAAGAGAGGUACAUGCGGGACAGACAGCUGUGGGAGUCCUGAACAAAGGGGGCUUUGCAAGGCUUGGAUCAGGGGCUAGUGGAGACGCCCCUUUCUGGGUACCAAACAAGCACAGGAAAUCAAGGAAAUGAAGCCCCAGGUUUUGCUACUAGGCUUCGUGGCUGUCUCCAUUGGCCUUCCUUGCCCACCUGCGUGUCCUGGCAGCCGCAUCACAGACCCCUGUACACAGGUUUGCAGAGACCCCUGCCAGAUCAGGUAGAGCCAAGACUUUCUGGUCCAGGAAUCCUUUCAGAGAAAACUCAGCUGCCUGCCAGCUCCUCUGUGCUGUGUUUCUGUAUGCUUUAUUUGAGGUUGCAAGUACCUGGGGAGGAGGAGCAGAUGUUUUUCAAGAGUGUUCAUGAAACUUCUAUUUUUAAGGUGCACAUUAACAGGGCCCAAACUGUCUUGCAUUUGCAGCUCACUUCUUGAAAUUAUAUACAUGUCCUCUAGAAUUUGCUUGGGCAAAUCUUUAUCCAUGGGCAUUGGAAACCCCUUGGUUUCCGCACUGAAGCCGUUCCCGUUUUGUCAUUUAGAUACUUAGAGACAAAUCUGUUUUCACACAGGGUAUAGAGAACUCCAGGGAGGUCAUGUUUGCCUUCUUUCCCCUUGUGCAUUUGGCUUCUAUGUCUCUAGCACAUUUGGGUGUUUGCUUUGCUCAUCUUAGGCGGGGGGGUAAUUGACAUUCUCUGCACAAAGAUUUUAAGUUUUAAAUUAUCUUCUGGGUACAACAUGCACCCUUCUCUCGCCCACCCUCACACCUGGAAACCUUUUGGAACUGUGAUGUCUUGAGACCCUAGCAGAAAAAUCAUUUUAACUUCUAGUAAAUCGAGGAAGGCUCACAUAUCUGGGUGCUGGUGGACUGAGGCCUCAUCAUCAACUGGAAGUUAUUGUUAAGAAUAUAUACACCUCGGGAUUUCCCUGUGGCCCAGGGGUUAAGAAUCUGCUUGGCAAUGCAAGGACAUGGGUUCAAUCCCUGGUGCAGGAAGAUUCCACAUGCCGUGAGGCAACUAAGCUCAUGUGCCGCAACUAAGACCCAAUGCAACCAAAUAUGUGAAUAAAUAAAUAUUUAAAAAAACAUGCACCUUGUUUUCUGGAUUGGCUAAGUGUAGGCUAUGAAGCCAGUUGAACAAUCUGAUACAGCCAAAUGAAAGAUGUCUUUAUUUUUAACCAAAGUUAAUUAGUUCCUUAAGAGUAUCACUUCAGGGUGGAAUAGUCCUUGAAAUUCUGAUGGAAGUCACAGAGGUUCAAUAUGCGUAACUCUUCCUUUUUAAUACGUAAAUUUGACUUUUGCUUGGGCGUCCUCUUAUCCUCAAAUAGUUGGGAUUUUUUUUUUUUUCUUUUUUCCACGGAAGCUUGUAGGAUAAUUGACCUCUUCCAGUACCCCUCAUCUCCUUUUUUCUCUCUUUUGUACAUGAGAAAUGUAUUUUUGUAUCAUAUCUCAUACCUUGAAGAGAAGUUUUUUUAUAUCUUCAGGGCUGUAGAAUAUAUUAGUGUAACAUAUCAUUCAGUGUGAUAUGAAAAUAUCCUGACGAAAGCUACUGUGAAUCUCUUAUAGUUAAAACUCAGUUUUUUAGAUAUCUUCAAGUUCAUCAGUGUUAAUUUCCCAAUGCUUCAAUAUCGCAGUAAAUACCAAGAGCAGAAAAGAGCCCAGAAAAGAAAAAGGAUUUGUUAUCUCCAACUUGCUGGAUUUCUGUGGAUGUUUGGGGAUCAAUGUUUGGACCAAUCUCUUCCUUGACAUCCUGGCAAAGAUGCUUUUGUGGCAUGUCAGCCUUUCAUAUUUUCCAUUUUUGUAUUUUCCAAUACCAAUCAGCAUUACUUGCCUUCUGGGGUUUUUUUGGGUUUGUUCGCCUUUUUUUUAAACCCCAUAUCAUUUCUUGUAGCAAAAUGCAACGACAGAAUUUCCUGAAAGCUGGUCUUGUGAAUUGUGCCAGGGUCUUUAAUUUAUGAAGGGGACCGAGUGACAUCAUGGAGAGAGGUUACUGCCUUUGAAGGAGAUUUUAAAUACCUAUAGUUGCCCGGAGACGACAGGCAUACCAUGCCUCUCACGACCCCAGGAAGCCUGUCCCACGUGGACUAAGAAGCAGACAGGAGAGCAGGAUCUAUGCCCCGCUGACUGUGGCGGGGAGUAGCUAGUUGGAGACAUUUCCUGUUGGCACUAAGGGUGAACAUGCAGGAUGGGGUCCGUACUUGGGAGGGUUGUAAAAGGAAUUUUGUACACCCACCCCCUGGGGCUGGCUUGUGGGGAAGGUGUAAACCACUUUGGUGGCAUUUCAGUAACCUAGAGAGGUUAGGAAUAACACGUCAGAUGUCCAGUGCAGAAUCUAAAACAUGGCUAAGACACCUUCUCACUAUCGGGAAUCCUGCUUUACUUCAUCCCCUUGCUUCCUGCUACCUUUUGUUUUUCCUUUUUCUUUUUUUUUUCUGGCUGCACUGCAUAGCUCAUGGGACCUUAGUUUCCCAACCAGGGAUGGAACUUGGGUCCUCUGCAGUGAAAGCGAGGCAUCCUAACCACUGGACUGCCAAAGAAUUCCCUCUGCUACUUCUUAAGAUGCUUUUGAGGAAGGAUAUUGGCCUUAUAGGUUGAUACCCGAUCACUUCUGAUGGGUUUUGAAUUGACUGACUGAACCAAAAAGCCAGCUCUUGCCAUCACCUCUUGGCCUUUUGGCUAAGAUCAAGUGUAGUAUGGGGGCUUCCCAAGUGGUUUAGUGGUAAAGAAUCCUCUUGCCAGUGCAGGAGAUGCAAGAGUUGCAGUUUCGAUCCCUGGUUCAGCAAGGUCCCCUGGAGUAGAAAAUGCAACCCACUCCAGUAUUCUUGCCUGGAAAAUCCUGUGGACAGAGAAGCCUGGUAGGCAUGGGGUAACAAAGGGGAUGCAACUGAGCACACACACAGCCAUCCCUCUAGCUCACUUUAACAGAAAUUUCUGGGGACUUCCCUGGCAGUCCAGUGGUUGAGACUCCAUGCUUCCAGUGCAGGGGACCUAGGUUUAAUCCCUGAUGGGGGAAAUAGCAUGGCCAAAAAAAUAGAAGGAAUUUCCAAGACCUAAAGGUGUCACCCACCUCCCCCAACUUUUUUUGGAUAAUACAUCACCAUUCUGCAAAAGUUUUGUUUAUGGCCAUUUGAGUACUUCAACCUUUGCUCCUUAUUGUGAAUAAUAGAAGCAUAUACUUUUGCAGGAUCUAAUACAGUAGCCUUCAAAUUAAGACUUGGACAACCAUCAGUGUGAUAAAUAGGAUCUGGAAUAAACAAAGCUUGUCCAGCCUACUGAAAUCUGCACUCUGCUCUUCACUGAUUCCUUGAUUUGUAGGAGAUACACCAGGACCAGUGUUUCCCUGGUGGUGAUUUAAAAACCUGAUUGCCCUUUGCACCAUCUACUGAAAAUCUGUGGCAGCUAGUGGUGUUAUCAACCAUAUGUUCUAAUGUCUUUUUGCAGAUUUAAAGAUUUUAUUGUAGUGUCAAUUUAAUAUCUGCAUGUGUGUUAACUCUUUGAAUACUGUAAUUAAAUUGAUUUCUUUGUGAUGAUGGUGGUGAUUAGCGCUCACUUAAAAUCCAGCCUAGCACUUACUUCCCUCUUCUCAACUGGAAAUCAUAUUUGUGAGGUAUGGUACCCAUGAUCCACAGUGUAUUCAUGAGUCAACUUCACAUUUUGUGUAUCUGGUUAUAAAUUUUACAUGGCAUUUAAUUUGAUACUAUGAAUCCAUUUGAUUUUAAUAUAGUGGUGUGUGUGUGUGUGCCUAUGUGGCGUGUGCUCACUUUAGUUUCAUGAGCCUUGGGAAACUGAUUCUACAAAUAUCAUAAAUAGGCAUAAAUGUAUAAGGCUUAUUUUUUUGGCAAAGCAAUCCGUACAUUUCUCUUAUUUAUUGAAUCACUGGCUUUGGUGUUACAUAGAGAUAUUUGUAGACCAAUUUCAGAACAGAAUGAAAAUAUUGUGAAAAUUACACCUUAAUAAAUGUUUAUUGUAA
This is a messenger RNA of Dama dama (fallow deer), 5991 nucleotides long. It is a transcript of the gene BRI3BP, whose product is annotated as BRI3 binding protein. NCBI's taxonomy places the organism in Eukaryota, Metazoa, Chordata, Mammalia, Artiodactyla, Cervidae. The record is from RefSeq and is a predicted model, not a curated record. The transcript has 3 exons. Gene Ontology annotation, cellular component: mitochondrion. Bases 124 to 852 code for a protein of 242 amino acids.